ACUGAGAAAACGUCGAGAUGGGAUGAGUUCUUCAAGAAGGUGGUGAGUCCGUAUGAAGAGUUGAAUAAAAGUGACGAUGUAGCAACGGCCACUGCGGGUAUGGAAGUGGCAAUGGCGAAGGUGGAUAAUGCAGCUAAUGAGGCUCCAUCGAUUCAUGUGGUUGCUCAACAAGCGGCAGUUGAAUUUUCACAGUAUUUGAUGACAAAUCUUUUGCCCGAAAAUACGAGUGUUCCAUUCCCAUCGUCAUCGACAUUGACAUCAGAGUUGGUGGUUUUCUAUGUUUUUUAG
This is a messenger RNA of Anisakis simplex (herring worm), 288 nucleotides long. The record is from the annotation of a GenBank genome assembly. Lineage: Eukaryota; Metazoa; Nematoda; Chromadorea; Rhabditida; Anisakidae.